GGGGUAGACCUUAAUGGGUCCCAAAGAAUGAAUGCAAUCAGAUGUAAAUCAAGCAGCCAAGUUAGCAGUCAAGUCAUGAUUCGCUUGGGACUAAUGCUCGUAUUCCUGCUUGUGGUUGCAGCCCCUAAGAAAUCAGAUCAUCCACAAAGGAAAAAAAAUGGUGCUGCUUUUCAAAUUUUUCAUGGUGAAAUCGAGAAGUAUGAGCUUUGUGUAAAACUGGUAAUGGUGUGCCGAAAACUGAAGGAUAGGGCGCCCGAUUACACUGAUUUUGAGGAGGAGGCGAAUGGCGAGUUGAAUGCUGAAGAUGAAGCUGAAUACAGAGAGUCGAAUUGCGUACCCACGGGUCUCUCAUCAGACGGAGAAAAAUAUUUUUGGCAUAUUGUCGCCCAAUGGCAGAAGGAAAUUGACGACAGAUUUUUAAUUCAGAACCUAUUCGUGGUGAUAAAGACGACCGACAACGGGCGAAAUACAAAGUUGGCUUUUGGCAAAUGGCAAGGCUGGUGCAACAGAACUGAUUUUCCGGACGAUUUAACAGAAACACCUGAAGAAGAAGAUCGCAGUGUAACGGUCUCACCCAAUCCACCCACAUUAUCAGGAACGCUACCACCAUCGAUAGAAUGCGAUGGGAAUAGCCAACAUGGCAAAUGGAUCUUUAACGAGGUCAAAGAAACCCGCAACUUGGGUAAAGUCGUUAGGGGGUUUUCAAACUUUUUGUUAUCCCUCGAAAAGUACGCGAGGACAAAGUGCUGUCCCUAUAGGACAGUCAGAGAUCGCUUGGAAAUCAUACACGAUGGCAUUGAUUUUUUACAGAACCUUCAGGGCAAAGAAUCCUCCACAAACAUCGAUUACACUGAUAUAAAUUCCGAUAUUUUCAAUCUCAGAAGCAGAUUAGAGCAGUUCAAUUACGAAACAUACAGAGAUGGUGGUGCCAAUUACUCGUCGGGAAGAUGUUGUCCCAAUAUUUUAGAUGAGCUGAACAGUUUCAAAAGUGAUUUUGUAAGAAAUCUGAAAUCUAUAGGCCCACAGAAACCAAACAUAGACUACAAUCCGUUUAUGGAAAAAGAAAAGAGAUUGCAAGAUAUGUAUUUCAAUCAACUUGGGGUUACUCGCGUACUAGAAAAUUCUAUGAGAAAUCUGAGUAGUAAGGAUACUUGUUGCGAUGAGGGAAAAUCAAAAAUUAACCAUAUAGAGCAAUUUUUAAAUGAUCUAAAGCGUGACCACUCUCUUGAAGAAUUAUCAAAAUUAAUAGACCCAUUAAAAGAAAGUCUGGCUUAUACCAAAGAAUCACUUUCAGGUACGGAAAGACUGCUUGUCUUUGAAGACGGAAAUAUCCAGAAACUGACCUUAUUAUGCGGAAAAGAAUGCCGUCAGGAUGAUCCAAAGUUAGCGUCUCUUCAGGGAUUAAUUUUUAAUGUGGACAAAUUGGAAAACAAAAUCAAUAACAUGAGUAAAUUAGGCUCUAUAAAUGUAUUACAAUCCGUAAAUUUGCUUAAUAUUAAACAAUCUAUAGACAUUGUAAACGACAUGGUCAAAGAUAGUUCUCCGGUAUACGCUAAUAUUACAAUUAUUAAAAAGAAAUUGAGGAAAAUUCGUUUUAGAAACAUUCCAAAAAAUUUAGACCAUUCUAGUUCAAGAAGAUGUUGUUUAAAGGAUUUGGUUGAAUUAAGUAAUCUUUUGGAAAAUAUCAAUAAGGCGCAAAACGAUACUAGCUUUUAUCAUGAGGUCCAAGAAAAUAUGGUAAAACAGCAAUUUCAAGAAAUUGUAGAUAAGCAAAACGAUUUGGAAGGAUCAGACCCUAACCCACCCAAUGAUUUACAACUUAUGAUAGAUCAAUUAGAAAGGGAUCUAGACAACUUAACAGAGAAUGGCAUUAACAAAUUGGACAGAGAAAUGCAAUACGACCAAAUAAAAUUCGAAAUAGAAAAGGAAAAGUUCGAUAGGGACGUCCAGGAACAGUUAAAAAAUAUUAAUCUUUUCGGAGAAGAAAUGAAAAAGGAACAAAGUCUAAUUGAAGAUCGCAUUGCCAAAUUUAAAGCUAAAAUGCUGGAAGCGCCAAAAGCUUAUGAAGAGAAAUUAAGCAAACUUGAGGCAAUAGCCCUUGAGUUCCCCGAGCAGAUUAAGAGUUAUGAAAAGGAUCUAGAGUCCCGAAUCGAUAUCCUGCAACAGCAACUUAAGGACCUGGACAAGGAGAUCGAAAACACAGAGCAUAGGGCAGACAUUUGCGACGGAGAAUGUGACUUUGGUGACCUUGACUCUGUGGACGAACUGAUUGAAAGGGUGCAGGCUAUUAAGGACAAACUAAGUCCAAAGUCAACGCCUGUCAAGAAAAAAAUCAUAUUUCAAGAUUUUAAUAAAAAUUGGAUUAAGAAAUUCGAAUAA
Molecule: messenger RNA, 2379 nt
Organism: Drosophila rhopaloa
Lineage: Eukaryota; Metazoa; Arthropoda; Insecta; Diptera; Drosophilidae
Exons: 3
Coding region: 28-2379 (783 amino acids)
Source: RefSeq, a predicted model, not a curated record